UCGCUACAGGAAAUUGAGCAAGCAGUCGACCACCUGCCGACCUAGGGCAACUGUAUCCUACCGCGGGAUUGCUGACACCGUUCCGUUCGCAAAACUGCCCAUUGAGAAAUUCUACCGAGGAUAAAAGUUGGACCUACCAUAGAGCUCCCUAGGAAUCCGACGUCUCGCUUAUCGCCCUUAUUCGCGACCCACGAGCAUCCCGCCGACUCGUCAGUCAAGUCCCGACCUCGACCUCCCAUUCAUGAAUACAAUGGACCAACAGUGCCACCCUCGAUCACACCGCGUGUUACUUUGGUUUUGCCGAUGGGCGUUUGAGCAGCAGGGCCUUGAGGAUAGCGAGCAACCUAGUCUGGCCUCAUACCUUCUAAUGGUGACCAGUUUGGAAGGUGAAUUCAAAUGGCUAGGUUGCGCCACGCAAACUAAGGAAAAGGAGAGCUACAUUAGCACUCGGAUGAUAUCUCAGCAUUCUCGAAUAUUUUGCUCACCACUUUCUGAAGGCCAGGAGGUGGAGAUAUCUUUCUCUUUACAUGUCGACGACAAGGAUGAAGGGAUAACGGGGAAAGAAAUAUUCGUGGUGAGGAAAAUGGGGGACAACGACUUCACACUGCGCAAAGAUUUCCUGUCCAAGUCUGUUUAUCCCGACCUUGAAUCACGAGUUGGACUUCGGAUGAUGGCGCUUGCAUUGUCGCAUGCUAUAGUGUCGACAGUAUCGAUCGCGAGAUUUUCGUCCUUCAUGAGUAGUUGUCGUCGUUGGGGGAGAUGUGGUAGACGGCAGGGAAGGUCCCCUUGUACGUUCGUCACGCUUCACCACGGUUAGCAGGAAUGGCAAACUUGAGAUGGAUAGACUCAUCUCCCUCCCUUCUUCCAUGUACUCGUUUGCCGGCGCAGUCGUGGAACGGCCACUCGGGGUGGCCGCACUUAAAGGUAGCCUGCAAGUACACAGCCUAGAUGUGGCGAUCCGGUAGGGCAUCCGUGACGGGAUGAAAACCUCGAAUGAGCUAAGCGGUGCGGUUGACUUGCUUGGCAUCCAGCAAAGAAUUUCGAGUUC
Messenger RNA from Cladophialophora immunda, 1048 nucleotides. RefSeq lists its product as uncharacterized. NCBI's taxonomy places the organism in Eukaryota, Fungi, Ascomycota, Eurotiomycetes, Chaetothyriales, Herpotrichiellaceae. The coding region runs from base 242 to 817 and encodes 191 amino acids. The transcript is spliced from 2 exons. The record is from RefSeq and is a predicted model, not a curated record.